UUUACACUUACCUGAGUUGGGUAGUGAUAGCUGCCCAUCGGGUCAUCAUGGAGUCACCCUUUCCACUCACAGAGAGGAGCUGUUCGGGGACUGACUAAUGAUAUAUCAAUGGCUGAUGCCUGCCUGUUUGGCGAUUGAAUGGUGGUUAGACUAACAUCAUUUAAUACACAUAAGUCAAGUUCAUCUAUGAGAUUGUAUAUGUACCUCUACUGUUGUUUGUAUGGCAACCAAACAAAAUAUAAUGCGCAUUAAAAGCACCCAUAAUCAAUCAUAAUCACCAAAGCACCAAAAAUCAAUAAAUUCGUUUGUUGUUACAAUAUUCGCAGAGAUUGAAAAAGUUUGAAGCUAAAUACUAGGAACUUUGUCACCUUGUUGACGAAGCCUGGGAAAAGGGGCGCAUUCCUAAAUUAUACUGAAGCUGAAUGCUUGCAGCAGUGAACGAUGUUCGUCUUCAUAAAACACCAAUACGAACGGCUGCAAAAAAGUUCGGUGUACCAAGAAUAACGCUUACAAAUAAAGUAAAAGGGAAGUCACCGAUGGAACGAAAAUGGGUCCGACAUCCAUCCUUACACCAGAAGAGGAGCAUAAAAUAUGCGACUGGGUGCAAAAAAUGGCAAAAGCGGGUUUUCCUGUGACAACCGAACAGUUAAUUGUGAGUGUAGAGAAAUACUUAAAGGAAAUAAAACGUCCAUGUGUCUUAUUCAAGCAUGGAAGACCAGGUAGAACAUGGGUAAAGGCAUUUAUUCGGAGAAAUCCGACAAUUUCCAAGAGGAUAUCACAAAAUUUGACAGCAUCGAGAGCCAGGGUAACAGGUGAUCACCUAUCAGAAUGGUACAAACGUGUGUAUAAGGAGUUGGAAGAUAGUGGCCAUGCUGAUAUAUUGAAUGAUGCAUCGCGCAUUUUUAAUUGCGAUGAGACAGCAUUUUUUUUAGCACCAAAAGGACCUAAAGUGCUUGCUAGGAAAGGUGAAAAAAAUGUUUACCAGCAGGUAAAUGCUGAUGACAAGGAAUGUUUAACUGUGUUGGUAACCGGAAAUGCAAACGGUUCCCUAGCCCCUACCACGAUAUUGUUCAGCUAUAAGCGGAUACCUCAAGAAAUUGCAGAUAACUUUCCUUCAGACUGGGGCAUAGGAAAAACCGACUCAGGAUGGAUGACGUGUGAAGCAUUCUUUGAAUUUGUGGCUGAUAUAUUUUAUCCUUGGCUGAUUAAAAAUGAAAUAACUUUACCGGUUAUUCUCUUUGUUGAUGGACACAUAUCUCAUUUAUCACUUCAAACUAGCCAGUUUUGUGAAGAAAAAGGAAUCGUGUUAGUAGCACUCUACCCUAAUGCAACCCAUUUAAUUCAGCCAAUGGAUGUGGCAGUAUUUAAGCCACUAAAAGAAGCCUGGAGGAGGCAUGUACAAAAUUGGAGAAUUGAUAAAAUAAAAAAUGACGAGCCUCAUAUGCUUAAGAAAAAAGAUUUUGCCAAGUUAUUACACGAGGUAAUGGGCAAUACCAUAAGUAAAUCAAUUUUGGCAAAUGGAUUUAAGAAAUGUGGCUUAUUUCCGUGGAACCCAUUGGAGGUAAAAGUCCCACUUGAGAGUGUUAGCGAAAAGCAGGACAUAAGCGAACAAAUUCAUUAUCUGAAAGGGGGCUUAAAUUUUUUAAGCGAAUCUAUCAGUCCAGAAAAAUUAGUAGCAUUUGAUGCAACUCUGGAUGAAUGGUCAGGUGAUUUGGCUGAUUUAUCGCUGUUCAAUUUGUGGAAAAAAACAAAAGAUGAACUGAAAAGACUACAACAAUUAAACCAAAUUAUUGAUUCUACAUUAGCAGGGGCUGAAUCGUUAGGUGUUUCUGUAGAAGAGGCCCAAUUAUGUGAUCUGAAUUUUGAAGGAUUUGACACAUCAGGCAUCACCAUCGAUGCGUCAGCAUCUAAUAAUAAUAAUGGUGUUUUGGAAACCACAAUGGAAACAACAGCAACUGCGUUACCUAAUACUUUUGAUGACAACAUGUUAGUCACAAUCCCAGGAUCACCAACAAUUAGCGUUGUUGAAGGUGCACUUAAAACCACUAUAGAUCAAUCGGACAUCAUUGCUCCUACUGACAUUUGAAUUGAAUUCCGGUAUCAAUAGUGUUAUUAGCACUAUUUCUGUCGCUGUACCGGAUAAUGUUCCCAGUCCCUUUAAAAAACAUUUCUUGGCCAACAUCAUAUUAAAAAGGAAACGCCUAAAUCACGUCCCAAGGAAAGAUUACCCACAAUUGUUUCAGGAAAAAGUUAUCAGGAAUAUCUACAGAAGAAAUUAAAGCAAAAAGAAGAUCUUGAACGAAUAAAAGUAGAAAAGGCUGCUGAAAAGCUUAGAAAGAAAGAAAAAAAAAGAGUCAUUAAAGAGAAUCAAGACUCUCACAAAAUUAGAAUCAACCAAAAUAAAGCGGGUAAAACCUGCGAUUCUCUCCCUCCAGUUCAGACUCGGAUGCUGUGGUCUCUUCAGGAGAAAGUGUGAUUGAGUCAGAAAAUGAGAUUGUAAGAGAAUCACCAAUUGUGGGAUUAAAACCCCCGCAAAAAGUAGAUGGAGAAUUUGUCAUAUUUAAGUACGACAGUAACUUUUAUCCUGGAAAAGUACUUAAAGCUACGAAAACAGCAACAAUCUCAUCUAUGAAAUCAAAUGGUCGUUUGUGGAAAUGGCCCGAACAUAAAGAUGUGCUCGACUAUCCCUGGGAUGCAGUAGUUGCUCAUAUAGAGGCUCCCAAGAAGACCAGUUCUACGAGAAAUGUAUUUGAUGUUCCAGAGAUACAUUCCUUGAUAUGAUAAAUUUGGCAAAAAGUUUGACAUUUACGCUUUGUGUUUGACAGUGUCCUUUUGUUUUAUAACCAUCUGUUGGAGCUUUUAAAACCUUGUUUUUAUUUAAAUUAUAGGCUUAAAAAGGCCUAAUUAUUAUUAUAUUUCAAAUAAAACGUU
Molecule: messenger RNA, 2931 nt
Organism: Achroia grisella
Lineage: Eukaryota; Metazoa; Arthropoda; Insecta; Lepidoptera; Pyralidae
Exons: 2
Coding region: 548-2086 (512 amino acids)
Cellular component (GO): nucleus
Molecular function (GO): DNA binding
Source: RefSeq, a predicted model, not a curated record